AAACCAUUGCCCACUUCAACACGUCUCAAAGUUCAUUGUGCUUUCUGGCGUCGCUGACUCAGUGCAGACAAUGCUCAUGUUCUUCUAGUGGCAUGGAGCUGGAAGCUUUGCCAUUGAUGAGAGAAUUGGGCCUGACAAAUCAGGAUAUUGUCUUCUUGGGAGACGUACGAGUGAGGCAAGAAGAUGAACUUGGUCGUGGCUCCGAUGCCGCCGUGUAUCGGCUGACGUGGCAGGGAAUAGAUAUCGCCCUGAAAGUUCUGCAUCCCAUUUUGAUUGAGCCCGGUGUUCAGGACCGAGAGAGGAAAAUCCGUUCUUUCGGCCAAGAGGUAUUCCGUCUCAGUCGUAUUCACCAUCCGAACCUGUGCCAAUUGCUGGGCAUUGCCAGAGUUGGGCAAAACGCUGCUCUUGCUUUGGAGUUGCUGACUUCGACGUUGGAAAAGUUGAGUAUCGGUGAGGGUCGGGAGGAUGGCUUGAUGCUGAUCGGCUACCUCUGCGACACGUCGGCUGGUAUCAGAUACCUGCACGUUCGUGGUAUACUCCAUCGGGACCUCGCCCCGAAAAAUGUGAUGAUCAAGAACGGCGUCGCAAAGGUAUGCGAUUUUGGUAUGGCGAAAUUCGUACGUUUGGCAUCCCCUCGUCAACAGCAGCAACAGGUCCAGGCGGCUCGAAUGGACAUGACCCGUUGCCCCGGAACGUUGGCCUUCAUGCCGCCGGAGGCCCUGGUAGAGCAACCUGACUAUGAUCGUCCGCUGGAUAUCUUCUCGUUCGGAGUUACGCUACUGGCUGUUAUCACUGGUGUUAUGCCAGGGAUCGACCUGAUCAAUGCUCCGUCCGUUGUGAUCGUGCGCGACGCCGCCAGUGGACGGGAAACGACGCAGGUGGUGGCGGAGACAAGACGGCGUGCUCCUUAUCUACGGCGACUCCCUGAUGACCACCCAUUGAAGCCGCUGGCAAUUCGCUGCCACUCCAACGAACCGAGCGAGCGAGCGACUGCCGAGGAAGUACACGAGGAGAUGAAGCGAGUGUUACAGCUAUUCACCAGUCUCUCGUCGCCUCAUCUUUCCAAUGUUCCACCAGCUGUUGUACGUCGACUGGACUCUAUCUCCGAACAGCUAACUCAGCAAGCUACGUCCAUCACUGCAUUGUCGGCAAGGAGUGAUACGUUAGAGGAACAGCUUACAGCGGCCAUUACCAACAACCAAACCACCACACAACAACAACUGACAUCAACGCAACAACAACUGACAACAACGCAACAACAACUGACUGAUACUCAACAACAACUUACAGCAGCCAUCACCAACAACCAAACCACCACACAACAACAACUUACGGUCAUCACCAACCACCAAACCACCACAGAACAACAACUUACGGUCAUCACCAACAAUCAGACAGCGACACAAGAACAACUGAUUGCCACACAGCAACAACUGACUGAUACACGGGAGCAAAUGUCCACGAUUCAAGACGAACAGAGUUCAGCGAUGCAAAGACUUACUGAACAUCUGGAUGCCAUUGCUGGAAACCAGACCAUGACGCAACAACAACUGACUGCUACUCAAUACACUAUACACAACGAACAAACCACCACAAACCGCCGAGUACAAACUCUCGCCGACCAGCUACGUGAUACGGACGAACAGACUUCCCGACAGAUGACAACGUUGACGGACCAAAUUUCGGCGGUUUCUGGCCAGCUAUCAACGAUGUCUGCAUCCACCCAUCAGCUGCAGAUAAGGCCUACCACUGCACCCGAAAGCCUGUCAAGUUCUGCUUCUGCCACUGCCUCAGCUACAACAGCUGUGGUACCUGUUUCUAGUCCCAUUGCUGCACAAGACAGCCGCUCAAGUUCAGCUUCUGCCCCUACCCCUGCCCCUGCCUCUCCUACAGCAACGACAGUACCUGUUUCUAGUCUUAUUGCUGCACAAGACAGCCAGUCAAGUUCAGCUACAGCCACUGCCCCUGCCGUGACUGGCUCUCCUGCAGUAACUAGACAGGUACCUGUCUCUAGUCCCAUUGCUGCACAAGGCAGCCGCUCAAGUUCAGCUUCUGCCACUGCCCUUGCCCUUGCCCCUGCUUCUCGUACAGCAACGAGACUGCAGGUUAUGCCUACCACUGCGCCAGAAAGCCUGUCAAGUUCUGCUUCUGCCACUGCCUCUGCUACAACAGCUACGGUACCUGUUUCUAGUCCCAUUGCUGCACAAGACAGCCGCUUAAGUUCAGCUUCUGCCACUACCCCUGCCCCUGACUCCCUGCCACUACCCCUGCCCCUGCCUACAGCAACGACAGUACCUGUCUCUAGUCCCAUUGCUGCACAAGACAGCCACUCAAGUUCAGCUUCUGCCACUGCCCUUGCCCUUGCCCCUGCUUCUCCUACAGCAACGAGACUGCAGGUAAGGCCUACCACUGCGCCAGAAAGCCUGUCAAGUUCUGCUUCCCCCAUGUCCUCUGCUACAACAGCUACUGUGAGGCCUACCACUGCACCCGAAAGCCUGUCAAGUUCUGCUUCUGCCACUACAACAGUUAGGGUACCUGUUUCUAGUCCCAUUGCUGCACAAGACAGCCGGGCAAGUUCAGCUUCUGCCACUGCCCCUGCCCCUGCCUCUCCUACAGCAACGAGACUGCAGGUAAGGCCUACCACUGCACCAGAAAGCCUGUCAAGUUCAGCUUCUGCCAUGUCCUCUGCUACAACAGCUACGGUACCUGUUUCUAGUCCCAUUGCUGCACAAGACAACCGGGCAAGUUCAGCUUCUGCCUCUGCUCCUGCCGCUGCUUCUGCUACUGCAACGAGAGCUGAAGCUUCAGCAGCUGCAAGCACAGCUGUUUCAUCCGUUGGUAGAGGAUAUCAUGUCCUACCUGCUAUGCCAACCCCAACACAGAUUGCGAACAUCAAGAAGCGCAGAAAGUGGAACAAGGUCGUAGGAGGUCCUGGAAAGAGUUUUUUUGAAUUUUGGAAUACUUCACGUCCGGAAGUACCACCGCAUGGCAAACAUGCCAGGCUUGCCACGUACAGAGACAAACUGGUUGCUGUGUGGUAUGAUGGUGUGAACGUCACCAAGAUGAUGGAGACAUCAGACCUGCAGACAUGGCACAGUAUUGACCUACCAAGUGAAUACAGUAAGCUGACUGGCCCAUCACUGGCAUCUCAUGGUCGUAUGCUGUACAUGCACUGUAACACAUACACCAAGAGCACCAACAGAUGGGUGCACUCUAUUCUGCAGUACUGCGACACACCAGAUAACGGUGACGACGGCCGCAGUGGUGGUGGUGGUGGUGGUGAUGGUGGUGGUGGUGGUCAGUGGACCAAACUGACGGACGUCCCACACUGUAACCAUGCCUGGUGUACUCUACAUGUAGGUGCUGAUGCUAUUUCUCUAUAUGGUGGCUACGAUGGUGAACGAAAUCACAAUCAUGUUAGUACCUAUUCUCUAGCCAGCAAGCAGUGGAGCUCUUCUUCAUCAUCCAAUGCUAGCCUAGUAUUACCUUCAUUGCCACUACCAUGCAGCCUGGCAUCACUUGUCCCAUUCCCUGAUUCACUGUACUUAGUUGGUGGUGUUACUGGUUGUUUUCCCAAACACCAUGAUGGUAGGUGGGUGUCCACCAGUCCACCUGAUGGUGUUGAGCUGAAGUUUAGUGCAGCAUGCGCGCUUUCUGACCAGUGCAUGGUUAUUUGCCCCCACACUCCUUCUACUAAGUGUGUUGUACAUGAUAUUUCAUCUGGUCAGGUCUAUCCACUACCAGCUAUGCCAGAGUUCAGUGGUUACAACCCAUCACUCACACUGUUUAGCAGUACCCUGGUACUCAGUGUAGGUGGAGAUGACACUCCUACUGCUCUGUACACACUGGAUAUGAGUGUGUGAGCGUAGUAGGUUACUAACUACAGUCAAUCACUGAUGAUAACUACAGUAUGCAAACUGUACUGCUUUUCACUUUCUUUCUAUCGUCAGAAAAUUGCUAAUCUUUGUUUUCACAUCUCUCUGAUUGUCAAGUAAUUGUCCAGUUUUACGCUGCCUCAUCCCCUGUAACGUAUACCCAGAUUGGUUAAGUGAAUAUUACUCUAACCCCUAUAAUCACGUGCAAACUUACCCAUUCUUUCCUUGAUGCCUCCACUUCAUGAUUGUGUAUUAUGAACUGAAAACUAUUUUUGAUUGUGCGUCCUCCCCUGACUCUGUUAUGUUCUAAUCUCUGUUUCUGACAUUGAGCACUUUCUGCAGCUCGGGGAUCAACGAAUUUGUUCAUUA
Molecule: messenger RNA, 4244 nt
Organism: Sycon ciliatum
Lineage: Eukaryota; Metazoa; Porifera; Calcarea; Leucosolenida; Sycettidae
Product: probable serine/threonine-protein kinase PknB
Exons: 16
Coding region: 93-3863 (1256 amino acids)
Biological process (GO): protein phosphorylation
Molecular function (GO): protein tyrosine kinase activity; ATP binding; protein binding
Source: RefSeq, a predicted model, not a curated record